Messenger RNA from Geodia barretti, 381 nucleotides. Lineage: Eukaryota; Metazoa; Porifera; Demospongiae; Tetractinellida; Geodiidae. The record is from the annotation of a GenBank genome assembly.
AUGACUCCCAGUCGCCUGAAAUUCGACCUCACACAGAAGAAAGAAUCGGGCAUUAUCCUCGGGCUGAUAGCCAUGCUGAUGGUGUUCACUCUACUGACCGAGGCGUUCUACGUCGCAGGCGGCGGCGCCGGCCCGCAUGCGGUUGCGCCCGUAGGCGGAGCGCUCGGCAGCGCACUUAGCGGUUCAGUGAGCGCGGAAGCCGCCAAUGUGUUGCAGCAGUCUUCUGGAAAGAAGGCGCUGUGGGACUGUCUGACCUGCGGCGCCUGCGUGGAAGAAUGUCCCGUCGGCGUAGAGCACAUCAGCACCAUCAUCGACAUGCGCCGCUUCCUUGUCAUGGAGAGGCGGAGAUGCCGGAGGACUGCGAUGAACGCCCAUGAUUAG